Zingiber officinale is the source of this 7537-nucleotide messenger RNA. RefSeq lists its product as uncharacterized. NCBI's taxonomy places the organism in Eukaryota, Viridiplantae, Streptophyta, Magnoliopsida, Zingiberales, Zingiberaceae. The record is from RefSeq and is a predicted model, not a curated record. The transcript is spliced from 35 exons. The coding region runs from base 4240 to 6597 and encodes 785 amino acids. Gene Ontology annotation, biological process: COPII-coated vesicle cargo loading. Gene Ontology annotation, molecular function: SNARE binding; zinc ion binding. Gene Ontology annotation, cellular component: COPII vesicle coat; endoplasmic reticulum exit site.
CAAGGGAUCAAACUCCUUUCCCCGGUCGGGACAUUAUUGGACUUCUGGUAUUCUUGGUUUUCUGGUUAUCAUCCUCCCGACCAAGGGAUCAAACUCCUUUCCCCGGUCGGGACAUUAUUGGACUUCUAGUAUUCUUGGUUUUCUCUUUAUUAUCCUCCCGACAUAGGGAUUGAGCUCCUCUCUCCAGUCAGGACACUAUUGAUAUGUUGUAUUGGGAUAUUAUUGGACUUCUGGUAUUUCUGAUUUUCUAGUUAUCAUCCUCCCGACCAAGGGAUCAAACUCCUUUCGUCAGUCGGGACAAUAUUGGACUUCUGGUAUUCUUGGCUUUCUUGUUAUUUUCCGUCUGAUAUAAUGAGCUCCUCCCAUCGGUCUGGAUGGAUCUUCUUAAUGGUCGUGAGAUCAAGCUCCCUUUCUCAGUUGGAUUAUAAUUCUGGUACAUAUAGAUAUUAUUAUUUUUCUCCCUGGUCCAAAUGAAAUGGAUAUUCUUGUAUUAUGGUUAUUCUUAUUCUUAUUCUUAGCGUGGGAUCGAGUCCUUUCAUCUCGGUCCAAUGAAAUGGAUAUUCUGGUAUUCUUAACAUUUUUAUUAUUUUCCUCACGACCAAGGAUCUAGUUCCUCUCACUGGUUAGGGCAAGAUGGGAAAAGAGGGAUUCCUUUUGAUUUUUUUACUCCCAAGGUAGUAGCUGAUAUUUAAUCUAUCAAACUAAUUGUCACCAUUAUUUUUGGGUCAUUGAAUCGUAUAAUUUUAUGUAUUUCUGCAUUUUAACUUUACAUCUUUUCUAUUUGAUGUUGAUAUUUUUGUUUGUCCUCUUCUCAUUCACAUGUUGUUAAUUAAUUUCUAUUCCAAAAUUAAUAAUCAUUGCUUUCAAUAAUGGUGUGAAAUCGAUGACAAUUAAGUAGAUUCUCUUAGCCUCGGUCCUACUUAUGUUGUGUUGAAGCUUAUAGAAAGAAAAUUCUUAUGCACUUGUUUGUAUAUGUUCCUGCUAACCAAUUAAAUCUUUUGUUGCUUAAAUUUGUCAGCAUUUGUGAUGUAGGUGUUCUAGAUAUCCUAAUGAUGUAUGAUACAUUUUCAACAUCAUGUCAAUCAAUUGUUAUCCGAAUAUUUGGUCGUUUUCUUUGGUUUUCAGUUGCUUCUUUUGCUGUCCUUUCACAUCAUAUUAGUACUUUAGAAUUUAUAAUUCCUUAAUAUAUUGUCAUACUUUUGUUCUUGUAUAUAUAUUUUUUUUUCUGUUUUAUCAACCCCCUUCAUUAAUAAUAUCUAAUACUCUUAUCAAAAUUGAUACACUUGGUUUAAGUAAAGCACUGCAAGAUGGUUCCAUGGUUCUAGUUUUGCUGCUUUUAGAAUAUAUAUCUUUAUCAUUGGAAUUUAUGUUGCAUAUAAUCCCUUUGUUGGCUUCCUUGUGAGAAUUUCAUUCUAUCAUUGCUUAAUAGAUUUAUGUGAUUGUGUGCCUAGUGAGAUGACUGCUCCAGGUAAUCUUUUUUCACGCCUUCUUGUUUAUCUUUGAGCCUUCAAUUUGUGUCAUCUCCUUGUUCCUAGUAAUUGACACUUGUUUUUUUUUCAUCCUCAAGGAAGAUUGUUAUGUUGGAUGGGGUAUGUAUUGAGAGGACUAUUGACUAUAUCAAAGGUGAUGCCAUCAUUCCUUGACGGGAUUGGAAUUCUCAUUAGACUUCUCGGUAUUAUCCCAGUGUUCUUGGUUUUCUAAUAUCUUCGGCAUAUCCCUGGGUGUGAUUCAAAUUUCUAUCUUAUCAGAUUUCUUAGUAUUGUCUAGUGAUCUUGGUGUUAUGAUAUCAUUGACAUAAAUUCUUAUAUUAUCAUACUUCUCAAUAUUAUCCCAAUGGUCUUGGUUUUAAGAUAUCAUCUAUAUAUUUCCCGACGGGAUUGAAUUUCUUAUCUUAUUAGGUUUUUUGGAAUUGUCAUUGGGUUUUCUUGGUCUUCUCAUUAUUAUGCCAAGUUAGGAGUUCUCUUAUCAGUUUUUUCUAAUUGGAUUUUAUUCGGCAAUGUUCCUUAUUUUCACAUAUAUCCGACAGCGGAAUUGAUUUUCUGAUCUUAUUGGUAUUCUUAUUUACUAUUUCUCUCCUAGUCCUUAUUGUUAUUCUAAAUAUUAUCCUCGACAUGAUUGAUCUAUUGGUUUUCUCAAUAUUAUUGGGACAUUAUUGGUCUUCUGGUAUUCUUGUCUUCCUGGUUAUUAUUAUCCUCCAGACCUUGGGAUUGACCUCUUCUCAAUUAGGAUGGAUCGGAGUUUUGGUCUUCUUAAUAUUUUUACUUGUCCCAUGAUCGUGGUAUUCAACUCCUCUCUCCAAUCACAUUAUAUUGGACUUCUGGUAUUCCACGCUUUUUGCUUAUCAUCUUCCCAAGCAAGGAUCAAACUCCUCUUCCCCGGUCAGAACUGUGUUAGACUUCUGGUAUUCUUGUUAUUCUUAUUAUGUUCUUCAUUUCUAACUUUUUUCACUAUUAGCUAUGAGUUUCAAUGUUUUGGUCUUAAGGCUUUGCUUUUAGCCAUAUGCUUGUGUAAUGUAGGCUUCUCUUGUUUUCACAAGUUCCAUAUCUAGUAUCUUCUUUAUUUGUUCGAGAAUGUUCAUGUAUUUUUGAGAAUUCUACUAUAUUCAUAUUUUGUACACUUUUCAUAUUUUGUAGUUCAAUCAACUUACAAACAAAUUAUGAGGGAACUAUGUCAGAAAUUUUCCUUAUUCUAGGGUUCUUUUACUUUUAUUUAUUAACAUGAUUUGAUGUUUGCUUACUUGUAGAUUGAGUCUAUUUAGACUUCGAGGUAGUAAUCAGUAAAAAUAUCAUUAGUUAGCUUCAUUAAUAGUAUUCAUGAGGUUCUAAAUGACUAUAUAUAUAUAUAUAUAUAUAUAUAUAUAUAUAUAUAUAUAACAAGCUUAUUAUUCUCGCUAUUCUUAUUAUGAUCACGAUUUCUAACUUUUCACUAGUGGCUAUGAUAUUCAAUGUUUUGUUCAUUGGGCUUUGCUUUUAGCCGUAUGCUUGUGUAAUGUGGGCUUCUCUUGUUUUCACAAGCUCCUCUUCCCUGUUGAAUUAUAAUCCAUUUUCACAUAUUCUUGGAAUUCUUUUGCUUAUCAUCUUCAUGGUCGUGGAAUCGAGCUCCUCUCUUCAGUUGGAUUAUAAUCGGUAUUCGGGUAUUUCAUGCCUUAUUCAUUGUCGUAGCAUUGAACUCUCUCCCCGAUCAGAUUAUAAUUGAUAUUUAGGCAUUCUACGCAUUCUUUUAUUUAUUAUCUUCUUGGGUAUUGAGCUCUUCUUGGUCGGUAUUUAUAUAUUCUGGGCCACUCUUGGAGAAGCAAAUUGUUGGUGUUUGCUCAAAUUUGGUAACAUAUUCUCUGUUUCUUACUUGUCUUUUAAUUUAUACUGCACUUAUCAAUUGAGACUAUGCUAAGUCUUGCUCAUUUCUAGCCCCAUCUCUUUCUAGUUGGGCAUACGAGAUAGUUGUUGCUUUCUGUUUUAUUUCUGCAAAAGAUGUACAUGCUAAAGGUUAAGUUCCCAAAGGCCCUUCAUUGGGUAUUUUUGAGCAAAUAGUUAAUGGUCUAUCAGUGUCAUGUAAAGUUCGACCAUUUUCAGCAGAUACGUUUAUCUUUAUGUUUCCAGUAUUUUUCUGUCUAAAUUUAGUUAUCAUUCAACUUUACUUGUUGCUAGCUUCAUUUCUGCUAGGUUAUUGAGCAUAUUCUGCUUUCUCCCAAGAAGACUACUUGCAUUUCACGAUGAUUGCACUUCCUACUUCUGAGCUACCACGGCUACUACACCUGGGAACUUCUGAUAUGACAAACACUUCUGACAUUUUUUCUAGUAUUGGUUUGUUGUUAAAAUAUUUUCUCCCAAUAGAUUUUUUUUAUAACUUGUUCACUAGUUUUCAUUCUCUUUAUUGCUAGAGUGUAAGUUUAGUUUAUAUUAGUUUUAGCUCAUGAGCAAUUGAGUGUCAAUUCUUUUAAUUGAUAUGUCUCUCUGUUGUACUCUUAAAAUGAUUGGUCAUAUCGAAAGAGGGUUCAUUCUCUUGGAGCUACAUGGGUUCAGCAAUAAUGCGAGCUUCGGGAUUUGAUACAAUUCAGAUAUCAUUUGUUUUUCCUGUUAAUGGUGGUUUUACAAUGGAGUUGGCUGUUGCUUAGUUUUGUUCCAAUGGAAUUGGUAGCCAUGAAGUGACUCUUGUAGAUUUUGAGCUCUAUUGAACUUCUUGGCGAUCUUCUUUUCAAGGUUGCUGGAACCUUUGGAAAAGCAAUUCUUGAGCUUGGGAGUGAUGACGAAGGUCCAAGCACAGAGGCACAUGGCCCCGCAAUUAUUGAAGUCCUUGGGCAAAGAAGUCGCAAUGAAGUUCUUGCUGAAAUUUAUAUGGUUGCUGGAACCUUUGGAAAAGCAAUUCUUGAGCUUGGGAGUGAUGACGAAGGUCCAAGCACAGAGGCACAUGGAUGGCCCUGCAAUUAUUGAGGUCCUUGGGCAAAGAAGUUGCAAUGAAGUUUUUGCUGAAGUUUAUAUGGUUGCUGGAACCUUUGGAAAAGCUAUGAUGAUGAAGGUCCAAGCACGGAGGCACAUGGAUGGCCCUGCAAUUAUUGAGGUCCUUGGGCAAAGAAAUCGCAAUGAAGUUUUUGUUGAAAUUUAUAUGACUAUCUUCUUUUCAAGGUUGCUGGAACCUUUGGAAAAGCAAUUCUUGAGCUUGGGAGUGAUGACGAAGGUCCAAGCACCGAGGCACAUGGAUGGCCCUGCAAUUAUUGAGGUCCCUGGGCAAAGAAGUCGCAAUGAAGUUCUUGCUAAAAUUUAUAUGGUUGCUGGAACCUUUGGAAAAGCAAUGAUAACGAAGGUCCAAGCACAGAGGCACAUGGAUGGCCCUGCAAUUAUUGAGGUCCUUGGGCAAAGAAAUCGCAAUGAAGUUCUUGUUGAAAUUUAUAUGACUAUCUUCUUUUCAAGGUUGCUGGAACCUUUGGAAAAGCAAUUCUUGAGCUUGGGAGUGAUGACGAAGGUCCAAGCACCGAGGCACAUGGAUGGCCCUGCAAUUAUUGAGGUCCCUGGGCAAAGAAGUCGCUAUGAAGUUCUUGCUGAAAUUUAUAUGACUAUGUUCUUUUCAAGGUUGCUGGAACCUUUGGAAAAGCAAUUCUUGAGCUUGGGAGUGAUGACGAAGGUCCAAGCACAGAGGCACAUGGAUGACCCUGCAAUUAUUGAGGUCCUUGGGCAAAAAAGUCGCAAUGAAGUUCUUGCUGAAAUUUAUAUGAUUCGUAGUGAUAUUAACUUGACUUUGAAUCAGUUAUGUGGUAUUUCUUUCUAUUGUGUUUUGUUUUCUUGUUGUCACAUUACUAUUUUGCACAAUGAAUUUAACGUUGUUGUUGAACAUAAACGUAUCUCAUAUUUUUUAUGUUUGGCGGCACUGCAUGUAUGGAAGACUAUCUUCUUUUCAAGGUUGCUGGAACCUUUGGAAAAGCAAUUCUUGAGCUUGGGAGUGAUGACGAAGGUCCAAGCACAGAGGCACAUGGAUGACCUUGCAAUUACUGAGGUCCUUGGUCAAAGAAGUCGCAAUGAAGUUCUUGCUGAAAUUUAUAUGCAUGUAUGGAAGACUAUCUUCUUUUCAAAGUUGCUGGAACCUUUGGAAAAGCAAUUCUUGAGGUUGGGAGUGAUGACGAAGGUCCAAGUAAAGAUGCACAUGGAUGGCCCUGCAAUUAUUGAGGUCCCUGGGCAAAGAAGUCGCAAUGAAGUUCUUGCUGAAAUUUAUAUGACUAUCUUCUUUUCAAGGUUGCUGGAACCUUUGGAAAAGCAAUUCUUGAGCUUGGGAGUGAUGACGAAGGUCCAAGCACAGAGGCACAUGGAUGGCCCUGCAAUUAUUGAGGUCCUUGGGCAAAGAAGUCGCAAUGAAGUUCUUGCUGAAAUUUAUAUGGUAUGGAAGACUAUCUUCUUUUCAAGGUUGCUGGAACCUUUGGAAAAGCAAUUCUUGAGCUUGGGAGUGAUGAUGAAGGUCCAAGCACAGAGGCACAUGGAUGGCCCUGCAAUUAUUGAGGUCCUUGGGCAAAGAAGUCGCAAUGAAGUUCUUGCUGAAAUUUAUAUGGUAUGGAAGACUAUCUUCUUUUCAAGGUUGCUGGAACCUUUGGAAAAGCAAUUCUUGAGGUUGGGAGUGAUGACGAAGGUCCAAGAACAGAGGCACAUGGAUGGCCCUGCAAUUAUUGAGGUCCUUGGGCAAAGAAGUCGCAAUGAAGUUCUUGCUGAAAUUUAUAUGACUAUCUUCUUUUCAAGGUUGCUGGAACCUUUGGAAAAUCAAUUCUUGAGCUUGGGAGUGAUGACGAAGGUCCAAGCACAGAGGCACAUGGAUGGCCCUGCAAUUAUUGAGUUCCUUGGGCAAAGAAGUCGCAAUGAAGUUCUUGCUGAAAUUUAUAUGGUCUAUUAUUAUUAUCCAUUUUCUGCUCUUUCUAAUCCGGUUAAACUCUACAAUGAUCUUAGAUGGAACAUUAGUAGACCCCAAGGUUUUGAAGCAGUGAUGCGUGUUAGAUGUAGCUGGGGUCUUGAAGUUCAAGAAUACUCUGGAAAAUUUUGCAAAAGUGUUCCUAGUGAUAUUGAUCUUCCUGUGUGCACUUCUUUAUACCACUGUGUAUGGGCAACGAAGGAUUUGCGUUAUUAAUCUCUCCCUUACUUGCACUGAUAAUAUCAGCAGUUUGCAGCAGUUUGUGCCAAUCCACUAAUUUGGAUGCUCAGUUUACUUGUUUGCUCAAGCAAGGUUGCAGCUGUAAUGAGGUUCCAGUCGCUAGUUCCCACUAGGUGUCGAGGUGGUUUUAUAUUAUCGGACUUGUGUUUCCUUGACAAAUAUCCUUAUUCUCUUUCUUAACCAAGAUGUCAAUCUUCUUCUGCCCUAUGUUCUUCAACAAAAUCGAAUGACCAUUCUCAAGAUUCAAGACAAUCUUGUGAUUCCCCACCAAGGGUCAUCUUCUCAAGUUCUUCAUCCACAGUCUCGAGUGACUCAUCCUUCAGCCCUAUUGAGAGAUUGGUACCUUUAUUUAUUUGAGGGUCGUAGAUUUUUUUGGGGAUGUGAUCUUUCGUCGGAGAGAUAAUAUAGAACACAACAACAAAGGAAAAUGAAACCCUUUUAGCCAUCAUAACAGCUUAUGUACAGGGCGAGGAUGUUACUAUACACUUUUGUUAACAAUGUUGACAGUUUUCAGAAUGUGGAAUUAUUAAAUUUUCGAGGUUUACUUGAAAGAGUUAAAGGGUGUUGUGUCUGCCAUAGCUUCUCUCCAAGGUCAUUUGUUGGUUUCAUCUGGCCCUAAGAUCUCCUUGCACAAAUGGACAGGUCAAAAAUUUUAUCUAGUGGGAGAUAUUCACAAAAAGCAUCUAUUUUUAAAUUGGAAAGAGCAGGGUGCUCAGUUGAGCUUAUUAGCCAAGGAUUUGCUUCUCUUGAUUGUUAUGCAACUGAGUUUCUGAUAGAUGGAAGUACAUUGAGCCUUGUAGUUUCAGAUGAUAAAAAAAAUAUUCAGAUAUUCUAUAAUGCUCCAAUAACAUUAGGGUUGGAAAGGGCAGAAGCUUUUGUCUAGAGUUGAAUUUCAUGCUGGGGCCCAUGUGACAAA